GGAAACCAGACAGACAUAGACUCCCCGUUGCAAGACCAGGGACCCCCAGAUCCUGCUGUCUGGCUCGUCGCCUGCCUGGGUGCGCAGGCUCACGCGACGAUAGCUUCGCGAAGAGAAGGCCAACACUCCCUGCCCUUAUCAACCCGCACUCACGCUCGCUUGAUUGUCCAUCUUCAUCCAUAUAAAGGAAGAGAACGCGACCACCAUGUCUGCAGUCGGCUUGGAUUACGCGUCCGUCGCGCCUGCUCUCAUGCGUCCCUCGUCUCUAUCAACGCCUAAUUCUCGAGGCAGCACAGGUACAACGACUUCUAGCAGCAUGCGACCAUCCAGUGUCUCUGCACAAACAUCAACCAGCGUCACCACCUCACACAGUCUUCAAAGUAACAGUAACAAUACAACCGCUAGCAGUAUUGAUUCUGCGCCAAAAGAUGCACAAGGCGUGCUACCACUGACUGCACUGCUAAGACGACCAGACCUACAACGCCAAUCCACCUCCCCGGUCCCACCACGCUCACCCGAACGUCAUCAUCGUCGCGCCCUUUCUGCACCACGCGCGACGAAGGUCAAGGAAACACUGGAUGCGCGCGUCACGAAGCGCGAAGAUGGUCAACGCAUGCUGAACCAAUAUGUCUUGCAAAAAGAAAUUGGUAGAGGUGCGUAUGGAACAGUCUUGCAAGCGGUUGAUUCCACCACCGGCAAAGAGUAUGCUAUUAAGGAAUUCUCAAAAGCACGGCUGAGGAAACGCAAUCAUUCUGCCAUUUUGAGACGGCCGAGAGGCGCUCUGGGUGGUCCGUACGGUGCGCAAGGGCCGAGUGGUGGUGGUGGUCGUGGUGGACGUCCUUCAUUACUCAGUCGACGCAGUGCGACAGACAUACACAAGGACGAGGAAGCUGGCAACCCGCUCUUUUUGAUUCGUUCAGAGCUUGCCAUCAUGAAGAAGCUCGAUCACGAAAAUGUCAUUGAUUUGCUCGAAGUGCUGGAUGACCCCGAAGGCGAUGCGCUGUACAUGGUCCUUGAACUCUGUAAAAAAGGCGUCAUCAUGCAGAUUGGUUUUGGGGCGAAUGCGGAAGCCUUUUCUGAUGAAGAGUGUCGGCACUACUUUCGAGACUUGAUUCUCGGUAUCGAAUACCUACACGCACAAGGCAUUGCGCAUCGAGAUAUCAAACCCGACAACUUGCUGCUCUCUUCAGAUUCUGUCCUGAAAAUUGCAGACUUUGGCGUGAGUGAGCUCUUUCAGCUGGAUGAUGAUCAAAAGGUCGCACAAUCUGGGUCACCAGCCUUCAUGUCACCUGAAUUGUGUCACGGCGCACGCAACACCUCUUACCUCAAAGCUUCUGAUAUCUGGAGUAUGGGCGUCACCCUCUUUUGCUGGAAAUUCGGAACGUUGCCCUUUGGCGAGACGAAUCUCAUUGAGCUGUGUGCGGAUAUCAUGAAUCGACCUCCUAUCCUGCUUGACCCAGAAUUCCCGGGAAACAAGCGCCAUAUAUGCGACGACAACUUGCUCGAUUUAUUUGACAAAAUCCUUGCUAAAGAUCCCGAACAGCGAAUCACGAUGGACGCCCUGCGCGAACACCCCUGGGUGACGUGCGAUGGUGAAGAUGAACUACUAUCUGCUGAGGAGAAUACUGCCCAAAUGAUUCAAGAAAUCACUGAAGAUGACUUGCGUGAAGCCAUCAAGGGUAUUCGUGGUGCAGUCACCGUGGUCAAGGCUGUCUUUAAGCUCAAACAAAUGCGAGAGGCGAAAUCGAGGGAAGGAUCACCUGAACGACAACGUCGCGAGAGUGCCGCUGCGCAGGAUCGUGAGGAUGCUGAAAAGCAAGCAACGGCGGAUGAUCUUGCUCAAAGCCUUGAACGGACAAGACUUGCAGAAGAAGAACACUCGAAGCGCAAAGCAGCGGUGGAAGAGCGUGGAAGGACAGGUUUACAAGCGGCAAGCGAGACCAACUUGCCACAAUCAAGUGGCUCUGGUGACGCAGCGGCAAAGACGACGUAUCCUCGGGAAUUGCCUCGCCCAACCAUUGUCAAGCGCUCCCGCAGUAUGGAUGCCGCUUCGGCGCGUCUCAAUGGUACGGAAGAUCGAAUCCUAUGGAAUGCCAUGUUGGGUAUUGAGCCUGGUCGUGAGCAACAUCAUGGUGUCUCUGAGACUGAUGGCUUUGAUGCGCAUAUUGCCGACUUGACUAAAAUCCAGCGCGCUUGUGUCACUACCAUGCCGAGUGCCUCUGACGCGACAGACAAAGAGAAGGCAAAAUCCAAUGGUCUGGCCAGAUCACGAACGCAAUUAACAAAGCAACGCGGUAAAGGUCCAUCGAACAACGAGACUGGUGGACGGGCGCAGCGCGCAGAUUCUUUGCAAGGUGGUAGUGCCAAGGAGAAUCAACUCUGGCAACGUGCAGGGGACGCGCAUCGUGGCACGCCUGAUUUGGGAGCGAUUGCUGAAAAGGCGAGUGCUGCACAGCAAGACCGACCACGACAUCAAUCCUUGGCUGCACCAUCCGGUCAAGCGGCUGCCAGGUUCAAGGCUGCUAUGGGCAAUACAGGAUCCCUUGGCUCACUAGCAGCUCCGUUGGCUCAGCAAUCUGUAAAUCAAGCAGUACAUACUGUGCCGCCGAUUCUCAACGUCGGCGGUGGACUCGACUACAAGGCCAUGUCGGCUGAUCAACCUGCAGCCUCCAUGACCAUUAUUGCUGAAUCGCCCAGCACAGAACGCACAAACAUCAGUCUGCAAGGCGAAUUACGAGAAGCAUAUGAAGCGAAUUUAGCAAAACAGCAGCUCAAACUGGCGGAACAAGACGAGUCACGUUGAUAUGGCAAUCGUGGGAAGAGCAAGAUUGAUAUUACACGCUUAUUUUUUUUGAGGUGCAAGCGAAAUGUGAAAAGAAGAAGAUACAGUUUUGUACUUGUAGUAGUAGCAUGCAGGAAAUUUGAAACCC
Molecule: messenger RNA, 2930 nt
Organism: Protomyces lactucae-debilis
Lineage: Eukaryota; Fungi; Ascomycota; Taphrinomycetes; Taphrinales; Protomycetaceae
Product: kinase-like domain-containing protein
Exons: 1
Coding region: 206-2803 (865 amino acids)
Biological process (GO): intracellular signal transduction; protein phosphorylation
Cellular component (GO): cytoplasm
Molecular function (GO): ATP binding; protein serine/threonine kinase activity
Source: RefSeq, a predicted model, not a curated record